Molecule: messenger RNA, 786 nt
Organism: Caenorhabditis elegans
Lineage: Eukaryota; Metazoa; Nematoda; Chromadorea; Rhabditida; Rhabditidae
Gene: F40G9.14
Product: RING-type domain-containing protein
Exons: 4
Coding region: 1-786 (261 amino acids)
Source: RefSeq, marked reviewed
AUGUGUGUGGAUGAAAAACUGUUUCCGCCACAUCACCAGUGCAACAACAACCUCUGCAAACGAUGGCCACGCCACUUCCAGGAAAGUCCAGUUGUCGCUCCACUUAGAACAGAUGAAGGCCCGAUAAUUAUGGAUGGCUGUGGAUUUUCGGGCUGCCAGUAUCCAUAUGUUUGCAGAAAGCAUGGCUGCGAACUUCCUCCUCGCUCUUCGAAGAACUUCUUCGGACCAUGCCCAAUCAGAUGCCCAGAUGGUAUGGCCUGUGUCAAUGGUGUCUGCCAAGGUGUGAAUGCUAUAAUUACUAUCUUUGUGGAAUAUCUCGAAAGGGUUAUCAAUGGCGCUUCGGAGGAGGAAAAAGAAAGAAAAGAGCAGAUCAAAAAACGUUACCAAUUAGACGAGUAUGUUGAUGAUGAAUGUAAAAUCUGUUUUGAAAAGUAUGAGGUCACUGGAAAUCGAAGCCCUAGGGUUUUUAACUGUGGCCACACGUAUUGUGAAAGUUGCAUUCAGGUUUGCAAACAUCAAUUCCAAAUCAAGUGCCCGUUUUGCACAACAACCUCAUACCAAAUUAAUUUCUCUACUAACAAAUUAAUCCUAGAAGUUCUUAACGGGAAAUCUAAGGAUACGCUGAGUUGUACCAGCUGCCAGCUGACCUAUUCUUCACAAACGUUCCCCAGAAUCCAUCCGUCCUGUGGUCAUAGUGUCUGUGAGGAUUGUAAAGAGCCGUUUUGCAAAAUUUGCAAAACUGAGGAAGACAGAGUAGUAGAAAUGAUACUAGUUCGAAAUGGAUGA